GACAUCUGUUACAGAUAUGAUGUAGAUGGAUGCAGCAUUCCAUUCCAGCUGCCGUUUUUCUUCAAAGAUUUGUUCACUCACUCUUGUGCCCGCCACGAUAUCUGCUACCACUGUGUGGGUAUUUGUAUGUAAGAGGGGAGCGCCACUGGUUUCAUAGAGGGUGUAUUCUUUCACACCUGUGUGGGUAUUAUAUGUAAGAGGGAAUCCAUAAGUGGCCUACAGGUAGAGGAAUGGUGUAUACUCUAAAUGUAACUUAUUACCGUGAUACAACAUUGAUUUGUCCAUGCAUGCGUGUUUUACGCUUAAAGAUAAAACAAUUGAAUAUAUAUACAUUAAAUUUAUUGUGGCGCUUGAAUGGGUAUCAAAUAUCAAAACAAGCUUAGGAACUUAAUAGCAGGGACUAUUACCCUACACCCCUACAUGCCGUUUAUUAGAGAAGCCCUCUUUAGUGCAACUUUAUGCAGGGGCGGAGCUCAAGUCGAAAAAAUAUCCAAUGUUUAUUUGUUACUUUAUAAAAAAGACAACUAAAGCUCACAAUUCUAAUUCCGAUUCCAUCAACGUCUCCAUUUCAGGGCGUGGGUGAACUUAUCUCCAGAGCGACUUGCGAUUUGAGCUUCAGAAACGACACCACAACAUCCUGCAAGUUACGCUACCUUACUCCUGAACAGAGCGGGGGGCUACUGUCCUAUGUUCCAGGUCUCGGAAAGCCGUCAUCCACAAGUCACAAACAGAGACUGGUUGAAGUCGUCGACGAUCAUGAAGACGAGUUAGCGGUGCUACUCCAGGAGGAACUCAAAGCUUUUAAUUCAAGCCAAUCGAAUCCGAGCCAGUCAGCUUACUUUGUGUUUUUUGACAUUCCGCGCACAACGAAAGUCUUGGUCAAGUGGAUUGAGUUAAUGAAAAAUGAUUUAUCGAGCCUAGAGAAAGGUAGCAGAGGCGCAAGAAGAAAGCGUAGAUUCCUCGUCGAUGAUUUAAGAUACGUCGAAGGUGUCAUCGAGAAGACUAUCUGCAGUACCAUCUACGCGGCCACGUCGCUGUUUAGGGUCACUCUCGACUGCAAAGAUAUCGGAUACUUGGCUUGUCAUUUCUUCUCAGAGAUCUACUACCUUGGAGUACAUGUCUUCGGCGGACCCAACUACCACAGGAGCUCUGAAUAUUACUGCAAGGAAAAUUUUGUCCCCAAAUGCUUACCAGGCUCUUCUCUUUGA
Lymnaea stagnalis (great pond snail) is the source of this 1208-nucleotide messenger RNA. The record is from the annotation of a GenBank genome assembly. NCBI's taxonomy places the organism in Eukaryota, Metazoa, Mollusca, Gastropoda, Lymnaeidae.